AUGUCGCUGCUGGCAUCUCUAGCGAGUGCCGGCCGUGAUGCUGGUCGUCCUGGAUAUGGCUUGAUCGGCUAUGGCAUUGAGAUGUAUAUCCCUAUCUGCGCAUACGCUUGUCAGUAUUCCUUUGGGUCUAAUCCGUUAGUAUGUACCGACGAAGCCUCAUUUAAUAACUCUGAUAUGGAUGAAAUAAACAUGGGCAGCAGCGGAGACGGAACAGUUUUAUCUCUAAACGUGAGCGCGAUGCCGUCGCCGACCUGCCACGCCGAGUCCGAGCCGUUCCUUACGUCGGUAGCAUGGUGUGUCUAUCAAAAGUGCGACGACGAGCUUGUCUGGAAGAUCGAAAAGUGGUGGCAGUCAUAUGUGGUUGGGAACUCACAAUCAGAUCCACCGCCGUCCCUCUCGUACAGUGCGGCGCUCGCGUUAAUCCCAUCGCAGCCGGACAUCACUUGCUCAAGCGGACAGAUAUUAAACGAGACAAGUAUCGUCAAUGAGACGCUUUACAAUUCUCAAUAUGUCUCUAUAGAUGUUAACCAAAACGUGGAGAUCCAACAUGAAUGCUUCGGUCUAGUUAUCCUUUUAUCUGGUGUCGUAAUCCCCAUCGGUUUUUCGUUAUUGCGCUUUCUUCCCUUCUCGAAACGAUGGGCGAGCGCGCUUAACGGCUGCUUUAUCUAUCCUUCGCUUCUUCGACCUUGGCGUGACUCACCUGUUGCCGCUGUUAUUGGUGACCCGCCAACGCGAGGUCAGGCACUUUUUAUAGGGUAUCUGAUCCUUCUUAACAUAUUUCUAUCCGCAUUCAAAUAUGGCACCCAUCCAGCUGGCUUCCGCUAUUGGUGGAACGACGGACCAGAUGAAAUAAUGGGUGAUUUGGCGAAUCGGCUGGGCGUCCUCUCAUUCGCCAACUUCGCGCUUUUGGUCCUCUAUUCGUCGCGAAAUAACAUACUUCUAUGGUUGACCAACUGGCAGCAUUCAACCUUUGUCCUCCUUCAUCGGUGGGUAGCACGUAUCGCCGUUCUCGAAGCCAUCUUACACUCUCUUAUAUUUCUUCGCGACUGGAUCCAGGAGGAUAGACUUGCGACUGAUCAGGUUUUGCCAUAUUGGUGGUGGGGUUGCAUCGCGACAAUCGCGGCUUCACUUGUCCUACCCCUUUCUAUUCCCCUAUUGCGUCAGCGCAGCUAUGAGCUAUUCCUCGGAAUCCAUAUUGCGGCCUCAAUCCUUAUAUUCUUAGGCUCGUGGUACCACAUCAUCUUCCGAUAUCAACACCAGUGGGGUUACGAAACUUGGCUGUAUAUCGUAUUUGCGGCUUGGGGGUUCGACAGGCUGAUUCGCUUGCUACGCACGCUUCGCAACGGAGUUUGUACUGCAAAUAUUACUGUUAUUGACAAUGAUUAUAUCAGGAUUGACGUCAAGGGCGUUGUCGGGACAGGCCAUGUUUAUCUCUACUUUUUAAACUGGCGCUUCUGGGAAAACCACCCCUUUAGUAUCGCAAGCUCAGUUAUUAUUCAGAGUGAUAUGCACUCUAAUAAAAAGAUUAGCUCGUCAGCCAAGGAUAUUGAGAUUAAUCCUGAAAAAUCAACGAAGAUGGCAGUCGAGGGUUUUGAUCACACUGUCGAGACGGGGAUGGUAUUCUAUCUGCGUAUCCUAGACGGUGGGACUAAAGCUCUACGUUACAAAAGUCAGCUUCCAGUUUUAAUUGAGGGUAUCUAUGGCACUCACGAGGACCUCUCGGAUUAUCCAACCCUAGUGUGCAUCGCAGGCGGUGUUGGUGUAACGUCUGUUCUUCCUUAUAUGCGCGCGCACCUUGGCAACAUAUAUCUGUACUGGGGCUCCCGUACCCAAACACUAGUCGACUCGAUGAAGCCUUUAAUACACAAUUUCAAUGCAGAGAUUUCAGUGGGCCAGCGUUUAAAUCUCCAGUCUAUUCUAGAGAGCCAGCAUAGUGAUUUCGCAGUUGUUGUGUCUGGUCCUCCAAGCAUGAUGGACGAAACUCGUGAAAUUGUUAGCAAACUUGCUGUGAGAAGAAGAGUUAAAUUAGUUGCAGAGUCAUUUACUUACUGA
Messenger RNA from Daldinia childiae, 2052 nucleotides. Its product is annotated as Ferric reductase transmembrane component 4. Gene Ontology annotation, biological process: copper ion import; intracellular iron ion homeostasis; iron ion transport. The transcript has a single exon. The record is from RefSeq and is a predicted model, not a curated record. The coding region runs from base 1 to 2052 and encodes 683 amino acids. Gene Ontology annotation, molecular function: ferric-chelate reductase activity. Gene Ontology annotation, cellular component: plasma membrane. NCBI's taxonomy places the organism in Eukaryota, Fungi, Ascomycota, Sordariomycetes, Xylariales, Hypoxylaceae.